AUGGAGAAGCAAGCUGCGGUCGUCAUCUCAAGCGAGCAGUACCGCGAUUGGGACUGCUCCACCUGGUUCAGGGAUGAUCUCGGCACCUCGGCAGUGUGGAUCACGGAUCCACGAAGAGUCCGUAUACGGGCUGCCGCGGGACACGUCUGGGUCACCAGCGGUGUCCUCACGUACGUCUGCUGCUAUCUGUCCCCGAAUGAUAGCAUCUCCGAAUUUCGGGGAAAGCUCGACGUGCUGGAGGACACCCUACGCGACAAGUCCGGUGGGCUUGUCGUGGCUGGUGACUUCAACGCCCGAGCCUGCGAGUGGGGGAUGCCUGGCCCCGACACGAGGGGGAGGUUAGUGGACGAGAUAGCCUCCAGACUGGGACUCGUCGUGUUGAACGUGGGGUCAACGCCGACGUACCGACGCCCUGGAUUCGGAGACUCGAUACCGGAUGUCACCCUGGUGUCUGAGGAUCUGGUCCAGAGAGCGGCGAACUGGAGGGUGAUUGGUGAUUUCACCGGUAGCGAUCAUAGCUACAUCACCUUCCAGUUGAUCGGCGAGCGGCAAGCGCAGCCUCCGGGGAUUAGACGCCCGAGAGGAUACGUCACCUCUCGCCUGGAUGAGGAUAGGCUCUACGUCACUCUCCGGGCGGGCGUGGAGGCCGUGCCGCAGACCCCGCGUGACCCGUCCGAUAGAGCGGGUGCCGAAGCCAUCGUACGCGGCACCCUUAACCUCAUCCGACGAGCAUGCGACGAGUCAAUGCCAAGGAGAGGCCAUUCUCCGGCCGGCGGCAGGCGUUCUCAACGAGCUCGAAGUCGACCGGAGGCCGCCGCGCUGUCGGAGGACUACAAGGCGGCCAAGAAAGCCUUAACUC
Molecule: messenger RNA, 859 nt
Organism: Hylaeus volcanicus
Lineage: Eukaryota; Metazoa; Arthropoda; Insecta; Hymenoptera; Colletidae
Exons: 1
Molecular function (GO): catalytic activity
Source: RefSeq, a predicted model, not a curated record